AUGAAGCCCUCUAUCGCGACGGAGUGGCUGCCCAAGGAGACCAAGGAGCGCAUCAAGGAUGAGGAGCCGGUCCGUUUCGCGGCCGCGGUCGCCGCAGCGAAGCGCGAGUGGGAGCGGUGCCGCGCCCUGCCCGACACCGUGGACCCGCAGGAGGCCAUGCGGUGCAAGGCGCGCUUCGACUGCGCUAUUUCCGCGGUGUACAACCUCCUGCGCGUCGCGUGCCGCGCGGACCUCCGCACGCACGACGUGUCCAAGCUGGUCCACGUCCUCCUGGACGUCGUAUACGAGGCGGGCGAGGACGUCAAGCUCCAGGGCAUCGCGGCGCGGCUCCUCGAGGAUGUCCUCCGCAGCUUCCGCCGCCGGCUGGACGUCAGCAUCCCGUGGCGGCCGCUCCUGAGCCUCUUCUGCAGCAACCACAUGGCGCUGCCGACAGCGAUCCAGCAGCGGUCCACCAUGGUCAGCAACACGGACGACCUCCUCCACCUCGUCGCGUGCUGCCGCGUCUUCUUCCCCCUGGGCAGCGCCGCGGAGAUCUGGGCGCACUUCCGCCCCCACCUCCUCGACACCAACCGCGCCCACGCGUUCGAGUCCCUCUCGCUGCUCUCGGCGUUCCUGCCCACCACGGAGCUCGCGAGGGACCCCCACCGCGCGCCCUGGGCCGAGUGGCUCGACGAGUGGCUGGUCCUGUGGGACGCGCUCCCGGCCUGUCCGUACUGGUCCUCGCGGUGGUGCGACCUCUUCCAGCGCGUCCUGCGCGACGACGUCCGCGGGCACAUCCCGUGGCCCGACCUCUGCGGGCGCCUCUCCGCGCACUUCCUGCACGCCUUCAACAUCCCCGCCGGGAUCAGCGACGGCGGCCAGCUCCAGGGCGCACAGGUGCCGUCCGGCCUGAACACGCUCUUCGGCGGCCGGAACGCGUCGGAGGAGCGCGGAGUGGCGGCGUCGCUGGUGCACAUGCUCGGCCGGUGCGGCCCCGCGGCGCUCGACGUGCUCGACGCGAUCGCGACGCAGCUCGAGCACUACUGCCAGCCCGGAAACGAGGGUCCCUGGUCGCGGUCGAUCUUCCGUCUGCUCGACACGUUCACGUCCACGUUCAUGACGCGGCUCGCGAAGGAGGCGCGGCUGCGGGCGCUCCGGGCGCACGCGACGGUGCGGCGGGGCCGCGGAGGCGGGGCGAGCGAGCUGGCGGAGGAGGACGACGACGACGACGCGUACACGAUGGACAUUGGCGACGACGUGGAGAUGAUUGCGGAUCUCGAGGCCAUGCACGACGGCGACGAGGACGAGGACGAGGACAUGGACGAGGACUCCGACGGGGACGACGACGACUCGAUGAUGGGGUCGCAGGAGGGCGGCGGCGGGAUGCAGCGGCGGAUGCUGUCGACGUCGACGCGCGUCAUGAUCGACGCGCCCACCGCGAAGCACGUCGCUCUGCAGCUCUUCCGGCUGGCCUCGCGCGCGAUGUACGCGAAGGACCUGCGCGACACGAGCCUCGGGUCCCAGGCGCGGCACAUGCUGUACCUGUUGUCGUACAUUAUCCCGCACAAGGUGUUCCCGCUGGCGUGCCGGAGGUUCUCCGACGCGCUGCAGGCCGCCUCGGCCGUGCACCAGCUCAACCGCGCCAUCUCCGUCAUGUCGUCCGUCGUGCGGCCGAUGCUCGAGGCCGGCGCGCCGAGCGAGGCGGCACUGGACGCGGACGACGGCGCGGGCGCGGGCUUCGGCGCAGGGUGGGCGGCCGGGGGCGGGUCCGGCGCGGACGCCUCCGGGCCGAAGAACAGCUCGGGCCUCGAGGACGCGGACCGCCUCGACGUCGCGCACCUGGACCUGACGCAGCUCGACGUGGGUCUGCAGAAGUUCUCCCGGCCCCUGGCGGCGGAGAUGGUCGGGCGCGCGAUGGAGCUGCUGCUGGCGGCGUUCGACGCGAACGACCCGAGCAAGACGCAGAAGGCGAUGAAGUUCUACGUGCGCGUGCUGUCGACGGUCACGUGGCUGCCGGACAGCGAGGACGCGGAGUGGACGGCCAAGCACGGCGACGCACUGACGGUGCCGCUCGACACCGAGGUGUUCCUGGGGGAGUUCCUGGAGCGCGUGUUCGCGCUCAUCACGAACCUCGACACCCCGGGGAGCACCACGCGCGCCGACACCGCGCUCACCGCCGGCCAGGACCAGGCGCGCAAGACCUUCCUGUCGUCCAACAGCUCCCUCUACCUGCCGAUGCUGCAGCUGCUCCUGGCGCGCGUGUCGCCGCGCCUGCGCGUCGUCGCGGUCCGCCACGUCGCCAAGUUCCUCUCCGAGGCGUCCUUCAACACCGCCAUGUCGGACGCCGCGUUUCUCGCCUUUGUCUGCCAGGGCUUCUGCCCGGAGGAGACGGCGCGCGACAUCUUCCAGCCCGCGACGGAGCAGCUCCGCGAGGAACUGCGCUUCCACCGCGCCGCCCCGCGGAUCUCCCCGGGCGUCGAGCGCUCCGUGAUGUGGCUCGUGGAGGUCAUGUGCUUGGCCAUGGGGCGCGAGGUGCCGCGGCAGCAGCUCGUCGUGGCCUCGGAGCUGCUCGCGGACGCGUGGGAGCUCCCGUCCGUCGCCGUGCAGCUCACGUGCGGCGUGAAUCUGUCGCGCCUCGCGCUCAACAAGUCCCAGCUGCACAUGCGCGACCGCUACGCGCCGCACCGGGCGCCGCGCGGCGGGCGCUGCGGCGCGGACCUUGAGGAGACCGUCGGGCUCGCGAGCAGCGCGGUGGACUCGCAGAUGCCGUGGGACAGCGAGGACGCGGCCAGCAGGGACCACGCGAAGUGGGUGCUGGAACACCUGCUUCAAAGGUUCUUGGUUGAGCCUCUGGACCAGUUCGACGCCCUGAUGGCGCGCCCGCCCGUGCUGCCGGAAGCCUACCGCCUCCGGCGCGAGAAGGGCGAGUCCGCGGAGUCCGCGCACCGCGCUGCGCUGCGCUCAGUGCUGUCGCGCGUGCAGAACGCCCUCCGCUGCAGCGGCACCGUGCUGGCCGACUUCACGCUGAGCCAGGACGCCGCGGCGCGCGUCCGGGACAGCAACCCGGUCGGGGCGCGCGUGCAGGACCUGCGGCACCUGUUCCAGCGCGUGUCGACGCCCGGGGGGCCGGGGAGUGCGUCGAAAAGCCAGACACCCCCCAGGACUCCCCCCCGGAUGCACGACCCCGUCGUGCCGGAGGGACCGGAGCCGUGGGAGGCGCUCGAGGUGCCGCUGUGCCCCGUGGACCGUCCUAGCCUGGACGUGCUGCUGCCGGGCGUGCGCGAGCGGUGCGCGGAGUCGCUGUCGCGCGCGGCGCCGCAGCUCAUGGGCCAGGACUCGCAGACGCUCAAGCUCCUCCUCUCCAUCAUCAGCCGCCUGCUGAACGUGUCGUCCUCGAACGGGACGCUCGUUGCCGCGCUCGACCAGCAGUGGCGCUCCCUCGCGCAGGUCGCGUGCGACCCCCCGCUCGCGCCGCUCCUCUUCCACGACGUCCUGGGCGCGCAGGUCGGCGCGGGGGGCGCGGACGAGGCCGAGAGCGCGCCCCCGCGGACGCCCACGGCCACCGCGUCGCCAAUGGCGGCGGCAGGCGCGGGCAGCGGCGAACACCGGCGCUUCCUGGGCGGCGCGGUCCGGCCGGGCACGUCGUCGCUGCACACGCGCGACUUCUACACCAGCCAGUGGCGCUUCUGUCGGUGGGUGGUGGUGAAGCACGUGGAGUCCAAGGCGAUGCUGCGGCGCACGCUGAGCUCGCAGUGGGGGUGGCAGUCGUCCGAGGUGCUCAUCGUGAAGCCGGAAGACCUCAACCCAGCAUACCUGAGGCUCCUGGACUCCCUCGUGGGCUACUGCACGCACAAGUACUCCGCCGUGUCGUCCUCGGCGUCCGCCACGCUCUCGAUCGUCUCGCAGCGGUACCCCGGCCUCGCCCAGCGCACCAUGUACCACUUCCUCUCCAUCCUCGCCAACCCGGAGCGCCCGCUGUCAUCGCCGGCGCCGAUGGCGAUCGACGGCGCGCCGGGCGCCGCGGCGGAGCCGGCGACCCCCGACGCGGCGGUCCCGGACGGCGAGGGGCAGGACCAGGCCACGGAGGAGUCGCGCGUCUUCGGCGCGACGGUCGGCGUCAUUUCGACCCUGAGUCAGGUGUUCGAGGACGCGGGGCUGAUGGCGGCCUUCCUGGGGUCGGUGCUCGCGCUGGUGACGUCGCCCAGCGACACGCCGUCGAUCAUCCACUGCACCAUCACUAUCAUGUCGGAGUUCUCCGCGCAGCUGCGGCGCACGGGGCUGGCGGUGCCGAAACCAGGGCACCGCAUGCAGCCCGUCCUGCGCGACAAGGUGUUCGAGCUCCUCCGCGGAGAGCUGUCGCUCGAGGGGAAGUCGAGCGGGGCGGCGCCGACAGCGGAUGGCGGCAACGGCGCGGCGCCGCAGCAGAAGGCGGCGGUCGUGGGGUGGCGCGCGGUGGUCUUCGGAUCGGCGCUGCUUGCGUACGUGGCGCUGCCGGUGUGCGCGCAGGACGAGGAGAUGCUCGCGGCGCUGACUGCGCACUUCGGGCGCAUGUCGAUGAACCGGUUCGCGCCGUUCAGCGUCCUCGGGCGCGCCGUCGUCACCCUGAUGCUGCGGCAGGAAGCGCGCGGCAAGACCGGCGCCGUCUCGCGGCACCUCGCGGCGCUGCUCGCGCCGCCGAGCGGCGAGACCCCCGCGGACACGCUCGUCGACGCGCUCGUGCACGACCGCAGCCUGGUCGCGGAGGCGGCGAGCGCGCAGGAGGGCAUGGCAGCCAUGCUUGCCCCGGGGCAGGGCACGUCGCUGGAGCACAAGGUGGCGUCCGGGAUGGCCGUGCUCGCGCAGGCGUCCGGCCGCUGGCCCGUCUUCCGCACCGCCGCCACCGCCGCGCUGUACGACGGCACGUUCGAGCUGGCGCACGUCGUGUACCUGUCGAGCAUGCUGGACGCGUGCCCGGGGCAGGCGAUCCCCGUCCUGAAGCGCGCCGUCACGGGCCUGGUCUCGACGGCCGGCCACACGGACCUGAGUCAGUGGUCGGCCGCCGCGGAGAUCAUGGCGGCCCUCAUGGGGUGUCUCGACACGUACCGAGGCGGACACUGGGACGAGUGGGCGCGCGCGUGCACGCUCGACGCGCUCCGGCGGUGCCCGAACCAGGUCCAGGACGCGUGGACCGCCGCGCUUCGGUACGCGUGGGCGCGGCUGCUUGGGGGCAACCUGCACGAGCGGUGGACGCCAGAGGGCAACCCCGCGCCGCAGACGCCCGGGGAGGAGUCGCUCGCGGCGGCGGGGGAGGUAGCCGCGCUCAUGCAGGAGGCGCCGAACGAGGCCGCGGGCUGGUCGGCGGUCCGGCGGUACAUCGAGCGGCUUGGGUGGUGCAUCGAGGAGGCUGUGCAGACGGGGAGCGUGGACGCGGCGCCGGUGCGGAAACUCAUCGCGGUGGGCUUCGAGCAGGUCGAGCUGCGGCGGUCGAACCCGUACGUCCGGAGCUCGCUGGCGUGCCUGAUGACGUCGCUGGCGGCGCUGGGACGCCCGCACGGGCACCCGGAGACCCCGGAAGGCAGCCUCUACGCGGCGCCGCUGAAGGCGAUGCUGGACCGCGCGCUGCAGGACCUCGUCGCGGGCGCGGAGCUGCUCCGGGAGCGGCUGGCCGUCGUCGGCGGCACCGGCACGGGCGCGCUGGGCAGUGCGUGGGGCUCGCACCCCCACACGCCGCCCGUGGGGACGGAGGGCGGCGGCGGCGGGCCUGGGCCGGAGGGCGCGGCUGCGGCGUCGAUGCUGAGCGACCUGACCGCGGCGAUGCAGUCGGGGGACGCGGAGGUCGUCGCGCAGGUGUCGCGGAGCUGUGCGCGGCGCGUGGCGCAGAUCGCGCCGAAGGAGACGCUGUACAAGCUGCUCAAGGUGUCGUCCGACGCGGAGGUCACCGCGAAGCUCGCGUCGCUCGACCCGGAGCACCUCCCCGUGGCGCUGACGUCGGUGCUGACGCAGGUCCUCGGCAACGCCCCCGGGGGGGUCGCGGCGCGGCCGGCGCAGCGCGGGAGCAAGCGCAAGAGCCCCGGCGACCCCGCGCCGGAUGCCAACGGCGGCGACGUCGCGAUGGCCGGCGGCGACGACGCGGCCCCGCGCCUGAACGAGCACCCCGCCGUCGUGCGCGCGCACCUCUCGAUCUCCUUCAUCAUGACCGCGACGCACGUGGGCGUGAGCAUCCGGCUGUGGAACACGAUGAUGGACGCCCUGCCGCACGUCCUGUGGAUCCAGGGCAUCCAGGACCAGAGCCUGGCGCAGGUGGCGUCCGACGCGUGGUCGGCGCUGCUGCUCGUGGCGCACCACCCCGUGCGCGACGAGCCGUCGUUCGCGCGCGCGCUGGACGCGAUCCGCACGGCUGCGGAGAGCCCGCAGCGGCAGGUGGCGAUCACCGCGCUGCAGUACUGCCACUUUUUGUGUUUCAAGCACCAGCUGUCGAUGCCGCUGUCGGUGCGCACCGCGGCGGAGGACCUCUUCGUGCAGGGGCUCGCGGACCGCCGCGUGGAGGUCCGCAACACCGCGAUGCAGUGCCUCGCGGCCGUCGUGAAGACGAUCGCCCCCGCGCGGCACAAGGAGCUCCGGCGGCGCUUCCUGACCGAGAUCCAGGCGGUCAGCGCGUCCUCGAAGCGGAGGCGCACGCAGCCCCCGACGCGCGAGGAGCUCGCCGUGCUGCAGGCGCCCGUGCACGGCCUGUCCGCGUUCGUGCUGAGCUCGCCGUACGACGUGCCCACGUGGAUGCCCGGCGUCAUCUCGGCACUCGUCAAGGCCGGGUUCGCGGAGCGGCGCGCGCGGGAGGUCAUCACCAAGACGCUCAGCACGUUCCAGCGGACGCACGAGCGCGAGACGGGCAUCGCGGAGCUGCGGUCGCACUUCAGCGAGGACGACUGGGACGCGUUCCGGUCGCUCGCGGCGCCCUGCACCUACUUCUGCUGA
Molecule: messenger RNA, 6930 nt
Organism: Pedinophyceae sp. YPF-701
Lineage: Eukaryota; Viridiplantae; Chlorophyta; Pedinophyceae
Source: the annotation of a GenBank genome assembly